ACACGUGAUGCGAAUCGACUAAUCGUAUGAAAGUUGACUCGACGUUAGUAAGUUAGGUUUCGUAUUGACACGUUUAACUCAGAAUCUGUUUGUUUAUGACUUAUAUUCAAAAUGAUGGAUAAAAUCAAAGCUUUACCUACGCAUAUGGAUUUUGAUGGACAAAGAAGAGCAGAGCGCAUUUUCCAAACAAUAAUAAUUCUGUUUGCAGUGGUUGGUCUAAUUUGGGGUUAUAUAUGUCAGCAGUUUUCUCAAACUGUAUAUAUUUUGGGUGCUGGAUUUCUCUUAUCUUGUCUGUUGACAUUACCUCCUUGGCCCAUGUACCGAUUGAAACCUCUUUCAUGGCAGAAACCAAGAGAUGAAAACCACAGCAGCCAAAUACAAAAGAAUAAGAAGAAAACCAAAUAAAAAUUGCUAUUAAAUAUUUAUAAUGCAUUCCAUUCUUAUAUUUUGUAUUUUGUUUCUCGAACUUUAAAUACAUAAUUAACUUGUAUUUGUCAUUAAAGUUGUAGUUCUUUCUCAUUAUGCUUAGUGAGAGAAUUUAAAGAAUUAUUUCCAUGAUAAUUUUGAAGACAUAAAACUUUCAAUGGAAUAGUUAACAAUUUUUGCUUUAUGAAAAUUUCAUUUAAAAUGUAAUGUUUUUAAAUAUAAAAAAUAUGAGGAAUACAUAAGUUUGUACUUUGACAAGAAUAGUUUUAUAUUAAAUUCUACAAAUAAUUUCUAGAACUGAAAUAAUUGC
Centruroides sculpturatus (bark scorpion) is the source of this 736-nucleotide messenger RNA. RefSeq names its product signal peptidase complex subunit 1-like (gene Spase12). Gene Ontology annotation, cellular component: signal peptidase complex; endoplasmic reticulum membrane. The transcript has 4 exons. The coding region runs from base 112 to 405 and encodes 97 amino acids. Gene Ontology annotation, biological process: protein targeting to ER. NCBI's taxonomy places the organism in Eukaryota, Metazoa, Arthropoda, Arachnida, Scorpiones, Buthidae. The record is from RefSeq and is a predicted model, not a curated record.